AUGUCACAACUAACAAAUCAAGAAGUGGAAACAGGUGAAACCGAAGUUAUUGAAUAUUUAGAUUUUACAGGUCAACCACAUAGUUUCAUUGGUGAUGGUUAUACUUUAUACGAAUCAAUAACUGACUUAGAUUUAACAAAUUGUAAAAUACCAAAAAUAGAUAAUAUAAGCCAUUUAAAAAAAUUAAAGAAAUUAUGUUUAAGACAAAAUUUAAUAGAAAAGAUUGAAAAUAUCGAUCAAUUAGAAUCAGUCCAAGAAAUUGAUUUAUAUGAUAAUAAAAUUGAAGUUAUUGAAAAUGUAAAAGAUUUAAAAAGUUUAACAUACUUUGAUUUAUCAUUUAAUGGUAUUAGGGUCAUUGAAAAUUUACAUUCAAAAGAUUUACCAAUAAUCAAGGAAUUAUUUUUAGCCAACAAUAAAAUUGUUAAAAUUGAAGGUUUGGAUGAAUUAACAACUUUAAAAAACCUUGAAUUAGGUUCAAAUAGACUCCGUGAUAUUGAAAAUUUAAAUGCAUUGAUUAAUAUUGAAACAUUAUGGUUGGGUAGAAAUAAAAUUGUAGAAAUUAAAGGUAUUAAUCAUUUAAGUAAACUUAAAAUUUUAUCAAUUCAAAGUAAUAGAUUAACAGAGAUAGGUAAUGGAUUAGUAGGAUUAAAUAGUUUAACAGAGUUAUAUUUAUCACACAAUGGUAUUACAAAUAUAGAUGGGUUACAAACAUUAAAACAACUAAGAACAUUAGAUAUCUCAGGAAAUAAAAUUCAAAAAUUGGUAGGUUUGGAUCAAUUACCAGAUUUAGAGGAGUUAUGGUGCAACGAUAAUUUAGUAGAUUCAGUGGACAACAUUGAACAACAAGUAACCAAAACUAUUAAAUGUGUUUAUUUUGAAAGAAAUCCUGUUGCCCAACACCCUCAAUAUAGAAGAAUAUUCAUUAAUAUGUUCCCAGUAUUAAAACAACUAGAUGCUUCAUUUGUAAAAAGAAAUUAA
Messenger RNA from Dictyostelium purpureum, 978 nucleotides. RefSeq lists its product as uncharacterized. Gene Ontology annotation, molecular function: protein binding. NCBI's taxonomy places the organism in Eukaryota, Evosea, Eumycetozoa, Dictyosteliales, Dictyosteliaceae. The record is from RefSeq and is a predicted model, not a curated record. The transcript has 4 exons. The coding region runs from base 1 to 978 and encodes 325 amino acids.